This is a messenger RNA of Pieris macdunnoughi, 336 nucleotides long. NCBI's taxonomy places the organism in Eukaryota, Metazoa, Arthropoda, Insecta, Lepidoptera, Pieridae. The record is from the annotation of a GenBank genome assembly.
AUGGUUUGCGAUGGUCGCGCAAUGCUGUGCCUCGAGUCCCUGGUGACAAGGUGGCGUGAACGUGGUGAACGGGGUGAAAGGCGAACCCGGUCGCGUAGCCUAUGCUCUUCAGCAGCCGAUGGCAGCCUCCUCCAACUGCUGCAAAGACGAGCCAGUAGUGCUAUGACAUUUAAUAAAAAGAAAUGGCAAUAUGCACUUCUGAAUAAUUUAAAUAAGAAGAACCUUGAAGAGUAUCGCGUGGAAGAAUGCCAAAGCGUUACCUGCUCGUUUGAGGGUAUUUUCAACAAAUUCGAGCAGAUUGAAUAUUAUCCUUGUUUAGAAAUUUGUAAUUCCUAA